AUGUCUCUCCAAAACCCGUUAACUUUUCUCACCUCAAAUGCCAUCUCCUCCCCUUCCCCUCUCUCCAGAGGUGGCAUGCUGGAUGCACACAGGCGAGCGGCAAAGUGCGCGGGUGCACCGGCUGUACCUGCAGGCGCUGCUGCGGCAGGAGGAGCAGUCUGGGCCCUUGUGUUCCACUCCUCUCCGCCACUCCCCACACCUCCCUUUCUCCUCCCCCUUUCCUCCUUCGCAGAGGUGGCGUGCUGGAUGCACACGGGCGAGAGGCAGAGCGCGAGGGUGCGCCGGCUGUACCUGCAACUCACAUUUCCCCCUCUUCCCAUCUCCUCCUCUGUCCUCCGCUUCCCCUGCCAUCCCCGCAGAGGUGGCGUGCUGGAUGCACACGGGCGAGAGGCAGAGCGUGAGGGUGCGCCGGCUGUACCUGCAACUCACAUUUCCCCCUCUUCCCAUCUCCUCCUCUGUCCUCCGCUUCCCCUGCCAUCCCCGCAGAGGUGGCGUGCUGGAUGCACACGGGCGAGAGGCAGAGCGCGAGGGUGCGCCGGCUGUACCUGCAACUCACAUUCCCCCCUCUUCCCAUCUCCUCCUCUGUCCUCCACUUCCCCUGCCAUCCCCGCAGAGGUGGCGUGCUGGAUGCACACGGGCGAGAGGCAGAGCGCGAGGGUGCGCCGGCUGUACCUGCAACUCACAUUGCCCCCUCUUCCCAUCUCCUCCUCUGUCCUCCGCUUCCCCUGCCAUUCCCGCAGAGGUGGCGUGCUGGAUGCACACGGGCGAGAGGCAGAGCGCGAGGGUGCGCCGGCUGUACCUGCAACUCACAUUGCCCCCUCUUCCCAUCUCCUCCUCUGUCCUCCGCUUCCCCUGCCAUUCCCGCAGAGGUGGCGUGCUGGAUGCACACGGGCGAGAGGCAGAGCGCGAGGGUGCGCCGGCUGUACCUGCAACUCACAUUGCCCCCUCUUCCCAUCUCCUCCUCUGUCCUCCGCUUCCCCUGCCAUCCCCGCAGAGGUGGCGUGCUGGAUGCACACGGGCGAGCGGCAGAGUGCGCGGGUGCGCCGGCUGUACCUGCAGGCGCUGCUGCGGCAGGAGGUGGCCUUUUUCGACCUCGAGGCAUGCUCGGGGGAGCUGGUGAACCGCGUAUCAUCUGAUGUGCUGCUGCUGCAAGAUGCCAUCUCGGAGAAGGUGGGUGUGUUGGUGCUUGAGGCCCCUCAAAAUGUAUGGCACCUGGCCCUACUCCACACACCUAUCCUCUCUCCAAUCCUCGCUUCCUUGCCCCCCAACCAGGUGGGCAACUGCAUUCACUACUUCUCCACGUUCGUGUGUGGCUUCAUAGUCGGCUUCACCAGCGUGUGGCAGCUGGCUCUGGUCAUUCUCGCCGUGUGCCCGCUCAUCAUCGCCACGGGAGGGAUCUAUGCGGCUGUGCUCACGGGCCUCAUGACUCAGGGCGAGAAGGCUUACACCGAAGCAGGGAAGAUUGCUGAACAGGCGGUGGGGCAGGUGCGCACAGUGCAGUCGUACGUGGCAGAGGACAGGACAGUGGAGGCAUAUGGGCGGGCUUUAAGGGACACGUUCAAGCUGGGAGUCAAGGGCGGAUUAGCCAAGGGAGUGGGCCUAGGCGCCAUCUACGGACUCAUGUUCGCGUCCUUUGCGCUCAUGUUCUGGUUCUCCGGCCUUCUCAUCUCCCAAGGCAUCGGCAACGGAGGCUCAAUCCUCACCACCAUGUUCGCCAUCGCCCUCGGCAGCCUGGGGCUCGGCCAAGCCCUCCCUAACGUCACAGCCUUUUCCAAGGGCUGUGUGGCAGCGUAUAAGAUCUUUGUGACUAUAGCGAGACGGCCGGUGAUUGGCGGGGAGGAGGAGGGGGGGAGCGGUGGGAAGGAGUUGGAGGCGGUGGAGGGGCGGGUGGAGUUUGAGAAGGUGUGCUUUGCAUACCCGGCUCGGCCUGAAGUGCCGAUAUUUAAGGACUUCUCCCUCUCAAUACCCGCUGGUACCACGGUCGCCCUGGUCGGCCCAUCAGGCAGCGGCAAGUCAACCGUCGUGGCGCUCAUCCAGCGCUUCUACGACCCGACAGCUGGCAGCGUUUCAUUGGACGGCGCGGAUCUGCGCCAGCUCAGCCUGACGUGGCUGCGCUCCCAGCUGGGGCUUGUCAGCCAGGAGCCGUCCCUGUUUGCUACCAGCAUUCUGGAGAACAUUCGGUACAGCAAGGAGGACGCGACACAGGAGGAGGUGGAGGAAGCAGCAAGGAUCGCCAACGCGCAUUCCUUUGUGACUGCGCUACCGCAAGGGUACAACACACAGGUGGGAGAGAGGGGCGUGCAGCUGUCAGGAGGGCAGAGGCAGCGCAUCGCCAUCGCCAGAGCAGGCGUUCGCAACCCCCGCGUGCUGCUAUUGGACGAGGCCACGUCAGCACUGGACAGCGAAUCAGAGCGCGUGGUGCAGGCGGCUCUGGACGGUGGGCUGAUGCGCGGCAGAUCAACGGUUGUGAUCGCACACCGGCUGUCCACGAUCCGGAAUGCAGACAAGAUUGCUGUGGUGGCCGGGGGUAGGGUGGUGGAGGAGGGGACACACGAAGAGCUGAUGGCGCAUGGGGGGGCGGAGGAGGGGGGAGGGGGAGGGGAGGAUGAUGAGGGGAGGGGUGUGGUUAGUGCAAAGGAAGGUGCGAGGAAAGAGGGGGGCGUGUAUGCUAACUUGGUUCGCCUGCAGAUGGUAGCUGGGGAGGAUCGCCACGUAAGCCUGAAUGCUCUGGCCAAUCAGGUUCCAGGAUUGAAAGCAGCCGGCCGCCUUCGAAUUGACGUGAACCAGUCAGGAUACGAGGAGGACGUGGGUAGGAAGAUCUCGAGGGCGCUGAGCUCCAUCUCAGCAUCCUCCACGCCACGUGGGUUCAGAGAUCCUGCUGCUGACGUGGGCCAAUCAGGGAGCAUAGAGAACGUGGGAAGUAAGCUCUCGAGGGCACUGAGUUCCCUGUCAGCAGCCUCCACUCCACGUGGCUUCAGAGAGCCUGCUGCUGACGUGGACCAAUUAAGGAGCAUAGAGAACGUGGGAAGGAAGAUCACCAGGGCGCUUAGCUCCCUCUCAGGAGCCUCCACAGAGCCUGCUGCUGACGUGGACCAAUCAGGGAGCAUGGAGAACGUGGGAAGGAAGAUCACCAGGGCGCUUAGCUCCCUCUCAGCAGUCUCCACUCCACGUGGCUUCAGAGAGCCUGCUGCUGACGUGGACCAAUCAGGGAGCAUGGAGGACGUCGGAAGGAAGAUCUCCAGGGCGCUGAGCUCCCUGUCAGCAGCCUCCACUCCACGUGGCUUCAGAGAACCUGCUGCUGACGUGGACUUUGACUUGGAUCUAAUGGGAUCUGACGUGGAGGAGGAAGAGGAGGAGGGAGGAGAAGGGGGAGGAGGGAAGCGAGUGUGGGGGGAACUGAGGAAGGUUCUACCAGCUCCCCUGAGGGCGUUGCUCCCUGGCGGCAAAAAGAGAGGAGAUGACAAGGGGAAAAACAGUCAGGAGGGCAAGGAGAGUGGAGAGGAGGAGGAGGGCGCGAAGGGAGAAGGAGAAGGAGAAGGGGAAGGAGAAGGAGAAGGAGUGGGGGGAAAGAAGGCGUCGUGGUGGCGACUAGCGCGUAUGAGUGCUCCUGAGUGGCCCUUCACUGCUCUGGGCGCGGCUGGUGCUGUCAUGGCAGGCGCGUUCAACCCCGUGUAUGCGCUUCUGCUCAUUGAUCUGGUUGCGGCUCUCUACAACCCUGUUACCGAUGAGAUGAAGCGGGCCAUAGUCUUCACUACUCCACCCACAUUGUGCCAUCCCCCUCCCAUCCCCAACCGCACUGCAGCGGCUCUCUACAACCCUGAUACCGAUGAGAUGAAGCGGGCCAUAGUCUUCACUACUCCACCCACAUUGUGCCAUCCCCCUCCCAUCCCCAACCGCACUGCAGCGGCUCUCUACAACCCUGAUACCGAUGAGAUGAAGCGGGCCAUAGUCUUCACUACUCCACCCACAUUGUGCCAUCCCCCUCCCAUCCCCAACCGCACUGCAGCGGCUCUCUACAACCCUGAUACCGAUGAGAUGAAGCGGGAGGUCAACAAGUGGGCCAUAGUCUUCACGGCUCUCGGCGUGCUGGCGCUGCCAGUGCACUCGGUGCAGAACUACGGCUUUGGCGUGUCGGGAGAGGCGCUGGUGAAGCGAGUCAGAGAGAAGAUGCUUGCAGCCAUCCUAGGCAACGAGGUGGCAUGGUUCGAUCGGGACGCCAACGCCAGCGGCGCCAUCGCCUCUCGUCUCGCCACAGACGCCACGCUAGUCAAAGCGGCCGUGGCGGACCGCAUUGCCCUUGCCACGCAGAACCUGUCGGUGAUUGUCAUCGCGUUUGUCAUCGGGUUCGUGGUGGAGUGGCGGGUUGCGCUCGUGGUGAUUGCAACGUUCCCGCUGCUCAUAUUUGCGGCACUCAUGGAGCAACAAUUCCUGGCAGGGUUUGCGGGCAACCAGAACUCAUCGCAUGCGGGCGCCACCACCAUAGCAGCAGAGGCGGUAGCCAACAUCCGCACUGUAGCAGCAUUCAACGCACAGGACAAAAUCCUCGCACUGUUCACUGCCAGGCUGGCAGGACCCCUCAGGCGCUCAUUCCUUCGCGGGCAGGUUGGUGGGGCAGGUUUCGGCCUGAGCCAAUUUUUCAUGUAUGGGUCGUAUGCGUUAGCACUAUGCAUCCGCGGCAACAUCCUGUACGGCCAGCCAGGCGCCAGCGAGGCCGAGGUGGUGGAAGCAGCACGAGCAGCCAACGUGCAUGGGUUCAUCAGCAGUCUGCCCGAGGGAUACGACACGCAGGUGGGAGAGAGGGGCGUGCAGCUGUCAGGAGGGCAGAAGCAGCGCAUUGCCAUCGCCAGAGCCAUCCUGAAAGACCCGGCGGUGCUGCUGCUGGAUGAGGCCACGUCAGCACUGGAUGCGGAGUCUGAGGUGGCGGUCCAGUCAGCGCUGAACCGCAUCGUGAUUGGCCGCACCACGAUUGUCGUCGCGCACCGCCUCUCCACCAUCUGCCACGCGGACUGCAUUGCUGUGCUGCAGGUGAGUGGAGGGGGGGAUGGACAAGGGAGAGGGAGUGUGUCUGUUGGGUUGAGUAACAGAGUGACGGGAUGUGUGGAGGGUUGA
Messenger RNA from Closterium sp. Naga37s-1, 5109 nucleotides. NCBI's taxonomy places the organism in Eukaryota, Viridiplantae, Streptophyta, Zygnematophyceae, Desmidiales, Closteriaceae. The record is from the annotation of a GenBank genome assembly.